GGAGGCGUAAAACUUUCCCUGUGCGCAACAGCCUCCAAGCGCGAGCGCACACACAUAUCAUAAUGACAUGCAUUCUGUACUUUAUGUAGAUUAGAUAACGUUGCAAUCGCAAUUUAGUGAAAAUAGCAUACUAAUCAAUAUUUAUAGUGCAUUUGCAAGUUUUGCUUUGAGACAAAGUAUUUUGAUGAUGGGCAUGGCUUUUCUCUGUGGUUCCCCUGUGACUUUUCGUGUCUGGCUGACUUUGCUGAUCUCCGGCUAUCCUGCUCUGGCUUUUUCGGUCGCUGGACAGCAAGAGACGACCUGCGAGGCGAACGGUAGCGUCUAUUAUGUGGGCGAAUGGUACUUUCUAGACUCGGAUCCAUGUACUCAAUGCGAAUGUACGGCUGACGGGUCUGCCUGCGCGCGGACUGAGUGCACAUCCCUGCCUACCGCCUGCAUCCAUGUCAGCCAUUACCCGACAGACUGCUGUCCGAGAUGCGAGAAGAUCGGCUGCGAGUACGGGGGAGAAGUGUAUGAACUCGGACAACAUUUUCAGCCGUCAGCGUGCGAGCAGUGCACCUGUUACAGUGAUGGCAUUGCCCACUGUCAGGUGGCAGACUGUGCUCCUCCGCCAUGUGUUGAUCCAGUCUAUCAGAAAGGCGAAUGCUGCCCUCAGUGCAAGGAUGGGCCAAACUGUUACGUGAACGCCUCCAGGACGCAGGUGAUCCCUGGAGGAGAGUCAGUGUGGGUGGACUCCUGUACCAAAUGUCGGUGUCAUGACAUCCAGGAUGCAGGUUACUGGGAGGGCAACCGUUUGGCUAUGUGUUCCCGGAUCCGAAAUUGCCAGCCUGAUGAGGGGCUAAACUGAGGGGAAAGGGUCAUCUGUCAUCCUCGGUUAUAUAGUGGAUGUAUAAAACUCUUUGUCAGCAGAUUUCUAAACGACCGAAGAAAGUCUGUAUUCAGCUAUUAAGAGCCUACUUUACAAUUCUUUCUCAGUUUCAGACAGUUCAGUUUCUCUGUAUUCUGAAUGAUUGAUUGGAUUUCCUUUUUUUUUUCAAGGUUUGAAACAAAGAUCUGAUUGCAAACAAUUUAUUUUUGGCUGAAUUUAAACAAACAAACAAACAAACAAACAAACAAA
Molecule: messenger RNA, 1117 nt
Organism: Danio rerio (zebrafish)
Lineage: Eukaryota; Metazoa; Chordata; Actinopteri; Cypriniformes; Danionidae
Product: zgc:113531
Cellular component (GO): synapse; extracellular region
Source: RefSeq, marked validated